ACCGAUUUAUAUUGGAAUAGCAUUCGUUUUUAAAGAGAUCGUAUGGAGGGACAAAAACCUAUUCAAAUUACUGACAAACCUGAUCCUAAAAAUCCAAUAGUAUUUCUAGAUAUAAGUGUUGGAAAUACGAACAUUGGUAGAAUAAAGUUUGAAUUAUUCGCUAACGUGGUUCCAAAAACAGCUGAAAAUUUUAGACAACUAUGUACAGGAGAAUACAAAAGAGACGGAGUACCCCAGGGUUAUAAAAAUUGCCAGUUCCACAGAGUGAUUAAGGAUUUUAUGGUUCAAGGUGGCGAUUAUAUUAACCAUGACGGAACCGGAGUUGCGAGUAUUUAUAGCGGGGCUUUUUCAGACGAAAAUUUUAUGCUAAAACAUUCCGGCCCGGGGAUACUUUCCAUGGCAAACAGCGGUCCUGACACGAAUGGAUGCCAAUUUUUCAUAACUUGCACCCAAUGUGAAUUUUUAGACGGAAAACAUGUUGUUUUUGGAAGAGUUAUAGAAGGACUAUUAGUACUUAGAAAAAUAGAAAAUGUCCCUACAGGACCGAACAAUAAACCGAAAAUUCCGAUUAUCAUAUCAGAAUGCGGGGAAAUGUAAAGACGACGAAAGAAAGCUUUAUCUGAUCAUAAAAUAAACGUUGCUCGUUCUCACAGGCUACUGGCUACUUGAUGAUGCUAGUAUAAGACUCGUCAAUUGCAUGGUUUCAUUGCUUUUUUGUUUACUUUCUUGUUCCUUUCACAUAUGACGUAGUUCAAUAUAUUUGAUAAAAAUAUCUAAAAAACUAGAUAUAUAUAUAUAUAUAUAUAUAUACUGUAUAUAUACCUUAUAUCAUGUUUGGAAAUAAAGUUUGUAUAAAGGUACAGGAAGUCUUGCUUUUGAAAAUCAUUUAGGCCAUAUUAAACGCUUCUUAUAAUUUGUAUAUACGCAUGCCACGCACAUAUAUAUAUAUAUAUGUAUAUAUAUAUAUAUAUAUGUAUUUUUGUAAAUAUAUAAAUAUAU
Dimorphilus gyrociliatus is the source of this 999-nucleotide messenger RNA. The record is from the annotation of a GenBank genome assembly. NCBI's taxonomy places the organism in Eukaryota, Metazoa, Annelida, Polychaeta, Dinophilidae.